This is a messenger RNA of Vespa crabro (European hornet), 2916 nucleotides long. RefSeq names its product extended synaptotagmin-1 (gene Esyt2). The record is from RefSeq and is a predicted model, not a curated record. Gene Ontology annotation, biological process: lipid transport. The transcript has 17 exons. Gene Ontology annotation, molecular function: lipid binding. Lineage: Eukaryota; Metazoa; Arthropoda; Insecta; Hymenoptera; Vespidae. The coding region runs from base 198 to 2633 and encodes 811 amino acids.
CUUGACAAAUAUAUUGAGGAGACAACUUCAGAUAAUCAGCUGACUACUGACGUCAGCGUAGAAGUUUACAAUUUGUAGAACACUUCAGGGGUAUCUUUGAAAUAUCAGAUUUAUCUUAUCGGCCUUGAAAAGGAAGAUUAAAAAUAUAGACCAUUUAAGUAGAGAAAAAAUAUUGACGUAAUUACAAGAUCAUAAUUAUGGAAGCUGAACCGAAUGAAAAUAAAGUAUCUAAACCAAAUACUUGGCCAUACAUGAAUAUAUCUUCAUUAGUUACAUCGUUCUUUAUAAAGUUAACAACUGCUGGUAUUAUAUGGGGUUGCGGAUACAUGAAUAUAAAUUUAGCAUGGUUGCUUUGUCCUAUUAUGGUUUUUGUAUGGAAAUCAGAACGACAGAAAGAUCAACAGCUAAGAGCAAUUACUGCACAAGCUAGUAUAUUGGCUAAUGAAAAAGAAUUGAUUGGAAAAAGAAUGGAUGAAUUACCAUCAUGGGUUUAUUUCCCUGAUUUCGAUAGAGCUGAAUGGCUAAAUAGGAUAUUGUAUAAGGUUUGGCCAAGUAUUAAUCAGUAUGCUCGUGAACUUUGUAAGCAAACAAUAGAGCCAUCUAUUGUCCAAAAGCUAGCCGAUUAUAAGAUAAAGGGGUUUCAAUUUGAAAGAUUAGUCUUAGGUCGAAUUCCUCUCAAAAUCUAUGGAAUAAAAGUAUAUGAUAAAAAUACUUCAAGAAAUGAAAUCAUCUUGGAUGCAGAUGUGAUGUAUGCUGGAGAUUGUGAUAUUACAUUUUCUGUUGGGAAUAUAAAAGGUGGUAUCAAAAAUUUUCAACUUCGAGGUCUAAUGCGUGUUGUCAUGAAACCAAUAAUAUCAGUGAUACCAAUAAUUGGAGGAGUACAGGUCUUCUUUUUAAAUGUACCAGCAAUCAAUUUUAAUCUAGUAGGAGUAGCUGAUGUACUUGAUCUUCCUGGUUUUAGUGAGACUUUAAGAAAAACAAUUAUAGAACAAAUAGCUGCAAUUGUGGUGUUGCCAAAUAAAAUUGUCAUUCCUUUGAGCGAACAAAUACCAGUAGAAACAUUGAAGAUUCCUGAACCUGAGGGUAUUCUGAGAAUUCAUGUUAUUGAAGCAAAACAUCUUAUGAAGAAAGAUAUUGGUAUGUUGGGUAAAGGCAAAUCUGAUCCAUAUGCUAUUAUAAAUGUUGGUGCUCAACAAUUUAGAACCAAAACAAUCGACAAUACCGUUAAUCCACAAUGGGACUUUUGGUGUGAGGCUAUGAUCAGUUCAUGCAUUAAACAAGAAGCUGUGGUGUCCCUUUGGGAUUGGGAUCCAAGUUUUCCUUCUAUGCGAUUUGAUGACUUUCUUGGCAGGGCUACCAUAGAAGUUAAUCGUGUUAAAAAGAAGGGAAUUCUAGACACGUGGGUAUCAUUGGAACAAGCAAAACAUGGUAUGAUUCAUCUACGAUUGACAUGGCUUCAACUUUCUAAAAAUGUAGCUGAUUUGCAGGCUGCAUUAGUAGAGACCCAAGAACUUCGUGUAACAUCAAUGAGCACGGCCGUUCUUAUAAUCUAUAUAGAUUCAGCAAAAAAUUUACCUUAUGUUCGAGGGAAUAAACAACCCGACGUGUAUCUUGAAGCAAGUGUCGGUGGUCAAAUCCAACGAACGAAUACCAUAUUAAGAUCAUGUGAUCCAGUAUGGGAACAAGGAUUUACUUUUCUAGUCAGCAAUCCAGAGUCUAGCAUAAUGCAUAUUAAGAUAAUCGAUGAGAAGACUAUUAUGAUAAUUGGAGAAAUGUCUUAUAAGAUUUCUUUACUUAUUGAGAAAGAUAAUCUUGAGGUUGGUCAACAACCAUACGAUUUACAAAUGGCAGAAACAGAUAGUAAACUCGUCUUAUCCAUGUCAUUAAGUAUCCUCAAAUACGAACAACCAGAAUCUACGUCAGAAGAAGAUGAAGAUGAUCAAAAUGUUAAUGAAUUCAAUAAAAAAAUUAAUCGUCAAGAAUCUAAUAUCAGUAACAUUAUUUCAACGAGUGUACCGCCUAGUCCUCUUAAAAAGCAAUCUUCAAAGGAAUCAAUUAACAGUUUACCUCUUAAUACCGAAUCUACGUCAACAGCACCAAUUGAAGAAAUAAUUUCACAACCAGAAGAAGAAAAUGUUAUCUCUAAUAGCGCACCUUCGCUUUCUUAUUCACCAUCCGUAGGACUUAUUCAUAGAACUCCAAGUACUACAUCCUCUGCCGGGGAAUCGAAAUUAGGAAGGAUACAAUUAACGUUACGAUAUAGUAUUCAAAGGCAAAAACUUAUUAUUGAUAUUCACAGAAUUGCCCAUCUGCCACUUCCACAAAAUGAUCCCACUAACAUACCAGAUCCGUAUGUAAAACUUUAUCUUCUUCCGGAUAAGCACAAAGAAACUAAGCGUAAAACUGCUAUAAUUAAAGACAAUUGCAAUCCAAUAUUUGAUGAGAAGUUUGAAUACGUCGUAUCGCAAGCAGAUUUAAAUACACGCGUCUUAGAAAUUUCUGUUUGUACACAGAAAGGUUGGCUUUCUACUGGUAGCAAUGUUAUGGGACAACUUCAUUUAAAUUUAAGCGAGAUCGAUGUUACUAAAACAGUAACUACUUGGUACGAUUUACAGCCAGAGAUAAAAGAUUAAAAAAAAAAAAAUAAAAAAUAAGUAAUAAUGAUGAUAAAUGAAAUUAAAAUGCAACCUUAUGCGCUGUGCACGUGUCUCAAUUUAUCGACACUCGUAGCUUUUUAUAUUAUACAAGAAGUGAUCUGUGGUGCUAUUAAUGAUAUCAUUUCAGGAAAGUGAUAAUGAAUCAAACCUUAAAUAGUAUACUUUACCGUCCAGAUUAUUAUGACGUCAUGUUUAAUUUCAUUCAAUUUAAAUCAAUUUUAUUUCAAAUCCAAUCAAUAAAACCAAUGUAUGACUUCAA